Lemur catta (Ring-tailed lemur) is the source of this 3923-nucleotide messenger RNA. RefSeq names its product NIMA related kinase 7 (gene NEK7). The record is from RefSeq and is a predicted model, not a curated record. Lineage: Eukaryota; Metazoa; Chordata; Mammalia; Primates; Lemuridae. The transcript has 10 exons. Gene Ontology annotation, biological process: protein phosphorylation. Gene Ontology annotation, molecular function: protein kinase activity; ATP binding. Bases 170 to 1078 code for a protein of 302 amino acids.
CGGCGGGAGGUGGCCGGUCGGCUCCGGGCCUCGUAGCCGCAGCCCCCGGCCCAGCGAGCCUUUGCGCGGCGGCUCCUGGCCGAGCCGCCCGCCCGCCUGGGGGCCUCGCGGGCGGGAGAGCGGAAAACUCCCGACUUCCUGAGUUUUAAAGUUCCUCUUGCUUCGGACGAUGGAUGAGCAAUCUCAAGGAAUGCAAGGGCAGCCUGUUCCUCAGUUCCAGCCGCAGAAGGCCUUACGACCGGAUAUGGGCUAUAAUACAUUAGCCAACUUUCGGAUAGAAAAGAAAAUUGGUCGUGGACAAUUUAGUGAAGUUUAUAGAGCAGCCUGUCUCUUGGAUGGAGUACCAGUGGCUUUAAAAAAAGUGCAGAUAUUUGAUUUAAUGGAUGCCAAAGCACGUGCUGAUUGCAUCAAGGAAAUAGAUCUCCUUAAGCAACUCAACCAUCCAAAUGUGAUUAAAUAUUAUGCAUCAUUCAUCGAAGAUAAUGAACUAAACAUAGUUUUGGAAUUAGCAGAUGCUGGUGAUCUAUCCAGAAUGAUAAAGCAUUUUAAGAAGCAAAAGAGGCUAAUUCCUGAAAGGACUGUUUGGAAGUACUUUGUUCAGCUCUGCAGUGCAUUGGAACACAUGCAUUCUCGGAGAGUCAUGCACAGAGACAUAAAACCAGCCAAUGUGUUCAUCACGGCCACUGGGGUGGUGAAACUGGGAGACCUCGGCCUUGGCCGGUUCUUCAGCUCCAAAACCACAGCUGCGCAUUCUUUAGUGGGCACACCUUAUUACAUGUCUCCAGAGAGAAUACAUGAAAAUGGAUACAACUUCAAAUCUGACAUCUGGUCUCUUGGCUGUCUGCUGUAUGAGAUGGCCGCGUUGCAGAGCCCUUUCUACGGUGACAAAAUGAAUCUCUACUCGCUGUGCAAGAAGAUAGAACAGUGUGACUACCCUCCUCUUCCUUCAGAUCACUACUCGGAGGAACUACGACAGCUAGUUAACAUGUGCAUCAACCCAGAUCCGGAGAAGCGACCAGACGUCACCUACGUCUACGACGUGGCCAAGAGGAUGCACGCGUGCACAGCCGGCAGCUAAAUGUGUGCAAGAUCAUGAAGAACAUGAUAAAAACAGUUUAAAGUAUUUCUGUGCAGAUCAUACCUCCCCGUUUGUGUCUGGGUGUUAGGAUGAAUAUUUCAGAGCUCAUGUGCUUUGAAUCCUUAACCAGUUUUCACAUAAGCUUCAUUUUGUACCAGUCCAAACCACCUUCUUGCAAAGCCCAAAUGACUCUGGAAUAAUCAAAUUGCAUGUUAGGAGAAUAAAUGCAACACGAUGGUUUUUAAUGGCUAAAGGUGUUUAGAAUUAUUUAGCAUUUUGUGCUGAUAGAUUGUGUUCCGGUGGACUGUUAGUGCCAAAUACUGAAGGUGCAGCGUGGCACACACACCAGGACAGACUCAAAACCUGGGGAAAGGUAUCUGAACAUGUCACUUGUUUGUUUUUUAGUAAUUUAUGGACAUUGAGAUGAACACAAUUGUGAACUUUUAUGAUUAUUUUAUUUUUAAAAAGUUUGAAGUAUGUGUUUUAGCUUUUAGCUUUAUAGUUUCAAAUAUAAUUCUUAUAAUAAAUGUAGACAUCAGCUAUUUGAGGAACAUUUAAAAUUCUUAGUUUGCAACUAUUAAAUGUGAAAAGAUUUGGGGACAAAAUGUGAGUCAGACACUGAAGAGUUUUUUGUUUUAGUAUCUUUGGUAUUGUCUUUGCAUUGAAAUGGUAUAAAUGAAUCCAUUUAAAAAGUGGUUAAGGAUUUUUUUGGCUGGUGUGAUAGUAAUUUUUAAAGUUGCACAUUGCCCAAGGCUUCUCUGUGUGUUUUUAUUAUUGUUUGUACAUUUGAAAAACAUUCUUUGAAUAACCUUGCAGUACUAUAUUUCAAUUUCUUUAUAAAUUUAAGUGCAUUUUAACUCAUAGUUGUACACUAUACUGUAAGCAUGUAUUUUUAUUCAUAGAUUUUAUGGAAGUUCUGAUUGGUCCCCUUCAGAAAUUUUUUUAUAUUCAAAUUACUUUCUUAUUUAUAUUGUAUGUGCAUUUUAUCCAUUAAUGUUUCAUAUUUAUGAGAGCAUAAUCCUCUUUUAAAAGAUACUUGGUAUACCAACACUUUUCCUGGAUUGAAAACAUUUUUUUAAACUUUUUAAAACAUGGGCCUCCCUGUCCGCAUGUGUCUGGUCUUGUUCACGAGGAGGAAAGGAUGUGUGUUGUGCUGCACCUGCGAAUGUUGAUACAGUGUCAGCUCUCUGGCGAGGUUGUACUUCUAGGACAUGUGUUAUGAAAUGCAAACUGGCCCUUACUGCAGCCAGGAUUGUUACGAGAUUAACAUUUCUGAGAAGCUUUUGAGCAAAGUCCUGUUUUUGUGCACGAAGAUGACCGAGAUGGUCACGCUUCAUUUCGUUUAGGGCCGUGGGCAGAGUCUGGCAAGUGCUGUCGUGCAGACGAGGUUCCCGAACGCCUUCCUAUCGGUGGUGGCCCGGUCCGCACAGACUGGUGACGUCAGAAAGCCAAAGGCUGUCACCGUGAAAGGACACGGUGCCACUACGAGACCUUGGGAGGGGGAUCGUCCUGCCAACGUGGAAACCUCGUGUUGACAGCACACCCCCCCUUAGCCCACGGAACUGCCCGUUUUGUUCUUCAUACACUCAUUCGAAUACUUUCAUUUGUAAAUUUUAAAAAUGUAUAAAGGACAAAAAGUAUCAACUCCUGUUUUUCAAGAUUUACUCAGUUACAUAUGGUAUCUGAAGGGUAAUUUUAUUUUGGAAUAGACAAAGGAAAUCUGGUUGUUUGUUUGUUACGAGGGAUGAAUGCAUCGUUUCUCCCAGAUUCCAGUGAUUUUUAACAUUUAUACUAAUCAUCCAUAGAUUUGUCUCCAGAAAUAUGAGAAUUAUUUCUGUUGACCAUUAAUGUCAUGUUCUUUUUGACGGAAUAUAAUUGAUUAGGUGAAAUGUUCUCUGGUCGGAACAGACACUCUUUUUCCUGCAAUCUUAAAGAAUACAUGGAUCUAACGUUCAUUAGCUUGACCCCUCACACCGACUUUUAAGUAAAGAUUUAAGCUUUUCUUUUCAGAGAAUAUCCGCUAGAAGGAAAUCGCUCGGAGGAAUUUAAUGAUCAGGGAAAUCAUUAUUUUUUACCGGUGGAAACCUUUUUGUUUGGGAUAUUGCAUCUUUCUUAAUCUAAGUGCUCAUAUUUUUCCUGAAGAAAACCACUGUGUAGAAAACAAAUUUUAACUCUGAAUGGGAUCAUUUCAAAAAAAUUAUGAAGAUGAUUAGAAGUUCUAGUUUUUAUAAUCACCUACAAGAUGUUCUCUUUAUUUCUGUUUAUAAGGAAACUUUAUAUUAAGUUAAACAUUUGAACUGAUUGGAGAAGCAGUAGGCUAAAAAGACAUAUCUGAUUCUAAACCUUAUUUAGACAUUUGGUACCUGUUACCCAGGGAAAACGUGGGAUAACUGUUUUGUGUGGUGAGGUUUAGAGACGGUGGAUGAAGGUGUCUCUGUAUAAAGUGCUCGACAGUGUGCAAUGAUUGUAAAUUUAGCAAGAUACGACAGCCAUUUCAUGAAUGCUUUACCAUUCUACAUAGUGUCUGUUACAACACACCUCUCUCCUAUCCGCAUACUUCAGGUGUUGCUGUUAGCAUUUACCAUGAUAUUUAUUUUAACCAAAAUGUUAUUCACAUUAAAUGUUAAUUCUUUAAAAUGAAUGUAUUAUGUUUAUAACCCACAAAUGCAUAAUUGCCCUGUGCCUCAUAUUUCAAUAGUACUGUAAUAUGGACAUCUUUUGUGAAAUACUUUUAUUUUGUUAUGCUUUCAAUACACAUACAAAAAAUAUUCUGUUAUUAGCUUUGAAAAUUGUACAAAUCCUAAUAUAAAUAAAAAUAUAAAAAUAAAAAAUGAGUAUAGUAAAA